Messenger RNA from Leptinotarsa decemlineata (Colorado potato beetle), 774 nucleotides. Its product is annotated as peptidyl-tRNA hydrolase 2, mitochondrial. Gene Ontology annotation, molecular function: peptidyl-tRNA hydrolase activity. Gene Ontology annotation, cellular component: cytosol. The record is from RefSeq and is a predicted model, not a curated record. NCBI's taxonomy places the organism in Eukaryota, Metazoa, Arthropoda, Insecta, Coleoptera, Chrysomelidae.
GCAGCCAACUUCACACUGCUCUUUGAAUGAUGAAUGAAAUGUGUGUGACCAAAUAAUCUUCGCGACAUCCCGGGAAAACUCAAAUUGAGUCUCUGAAUUUUGUUAAACAAUUAUGGGUUUAGUAACAAGUAAUUCAUAUUUUGUCUUCAGUAUGGGGACGUUUAUUGGUGCUGCUACAACAUAUUUUAUCACCAGAUUGAAGCAUAAGCCCAAAGAGGAAAUCUGGAUAAAUGGAAUGGAUGAUAAAUAUGAGUUCAAGGUUCCCACAGAUGAGUAUAGAUUAAUAAUUGGAGUACGAAAUGACCUGAAAAUGCAGAAAGGAAAAGUUGCUGCUCAGUGUGGUCAUGCUGCUGUAGCAGCUUAUGUGAAAUGUUUGAAACAAAAUCCAAAGGUGGUAAAAAACUGGAUGAGGUUUGGUGGAACCAAAAUUGCACUGAGAAUUGAUUCUGAAGAGGAAAUGAUGGCACUGGACAAAUGUGCUAAAGAGUUUGGUGUAUUGUCAAGUGUAAUUCGUGAUGCAGGUCAAACGCAAGUGGCUCCUGGUACUAGAACUGUUAUCGCAAUAGGGCCAGCUCCUAAAAGUGUUCUAGAAAAAAUAACAGGUCAUCUAAAGUUAUAUUAACUUUGUAGGAAGUAUUUCAAUAAAGCUCAGCAAAAAUUUUGAUGAAAGUGGUAAAUGAUUGAAACAUUUGGAAACUUCAGUUCUCAUGAUUUUGAAGACUUCCUACCUCAAAAAUGUAUUUUCUAGGAAAUUAAAGCUCAUUUUCUUCCUCA